AUGGCGUCCUUGGCGCUGCUCGGGCUGCAGCUGUUGAUUCUGGCAGCGUGCGGCUCUGGCACGAGAGAGAUCUGUGGAGGAUCUUUGUACAUCUUCUGGGACCCACACUGCGGCCAUGAAGAAGACACCCCUCCGAUGUGGAUCCUCUCCCCCCUGAAGCCAGAUCCCACCCGGCGCCGGAAUCUCCAGGACGAGGAAGGCUGCCAUGCUUGGGCCACCUGGGCAACUGAGGAGGAGGCGAUCGCUGGGGUUCGCGGCUGGAGUAGCUGGGACCCUUGCUGUGCGUCUCGGGGAGGCAAAGAGUUCAUCACAAGCGUGGUGAGCUUCGAGAACGAGAGCAUUAAGGUUUCUGGACUCUGCGACGUUGAGGGCGGCAUGAGGCUUGGAAAUCGAGUUUACCAACUUGAGGGCGUCACGAUGAGCGGUCGGAAUUGGUACUCCAGCGAAUGCUCCAACUAUGAGGACUGCUACUACGAAGUGCAAGUCCCAAGUGACUUCGAGGCUGUGGAGGAGGGCGAAGACCCUGUGGAGAAUCUCGACAAGCAAGCCGACGCAGAUGGUUUGGACGGCUUGGACGUCAAAGCACAUUUAGUUUCAGGUGCCGCCCUCUUGAUGUUUGGCCUGCUGCAAAUCCUAGGUGCCUGUUUGCACCUUCAGAAGCGGAAGAGAAGCGUGCCGCUGCAGCCUGGCGAUGAAGAACUGCUGUCACCUCGCCUGAGCGGAGUUGGCCGCGAUUUGCACCAAUCAGUGCCGCAAAGUGCUUGGUGUGUGACGCUCGAAGACCUUUGUCAGUUUCGCCGUCUCGUGAUGCAUGCAGUUACAACAGGAAAGAUCCAUCCGCAUGAUCGUGACAUGUUUGACACCCUGGAUUUGACCAUCGGACCCUCCGUGUACACAGUCAACGAUCAGUUCAUCAAGCCUUUGACGGCUCUUGCUGGCAACAUGAGCUGGGCACUUUUCAGAAAUCCUGCUGGCGUGAGCUGCGAUGUCUUCGUGACACACUGCUGGGCAGAGGGAAUAUACGAAUUCAUCGACAGAGUGGAGCACUCUUGGCCUCGAGGCGCACGUGCCGCAUAUGUGUGCUUCUUGUCGAAUCCACAAAAUCUGGACAUCGCGGACCUGAUCGCAAGCCCUCGUGAGUCACCUUUUGCCGUAGCGCUGCAGACAGCGCCUACGAUGUUGGUUCUGCCAAACCACAGUCUCAGCAUUUAUACUAGGCUCUGGUGUUGCUAUGAGGCAUUUUUGGCAUAUUCCUGGCGGAAGACAAUUCGGGUGGCAAAGCGGCAUCAUCACGGGCUUUGGUGGUGCAUGCUGUGGCUGGGAGGCUUGUACAUCGCAGCUGCUGGGGCGAUAUGCUUGUUGCCAAUCGCGCUCGACAUCCCAGCUGUAAGACGACUCAAUCCGAUGCUUUCAGUUGCAGCAGGCGUGUUCUUUGUUUUGGCAGCUGCGUGCGUGCGCUCUGGGAUGUACGGAGCACUUGCGCAGGCUUGCAUUGCGGUCACCGGAAUUUGCCUCAGUAUGGGCCUGCUGGGUGGAUACAUCGCUGAAGUGGGUCUCCAACGUGACAUGUUCUAUUCCGGACAAGAUCUAGGCCGGGUCUUGACGUGGUUGUGUGGCCUCGUCAUCACCUGCUGUGCAGAGUUUGAUCGGAUCAUGGCAUCAGAUGCCGCUCUGCGCAGCAAAUUCCUGCGGAAAGACUUUUCUGGUAGGCUGCUGGAUGCCAAGUGCUCAUCUGACUCCGACAGAGAGAAUAUUUUGCAGGAACUGUCACAAAGCGGAAAGGCGAAGGAGGUGGAACGCGCUGUAAAGUUUCUGCUGCAGAUGAACCUCAUGACGCCAGAGCUGCAACGCACCACAGCUCUGACAGGGGAGCUUGGGGACGUUUCGUUCUUUAGCCGCUCAUGGGUUGCUGUCGGUGUGAUGCUUUGGGUCGCACUCCCCAUACAGACGUUGACAACUCCUGGCAUGAUCCCCCUGCAACAAGUUCCUGCGGCUGCUAUGUUGGUGCAGGGUAGCCUCUGGCUGGCCUUCUUCCCACGCCUCAGUACCGAACGAAAGGCUUUUGCCGCGGUCACAGUGAACAUCUGGGUUGUGCUAGGCGCAUGCAUCCUUUUGGUUGCCGUGAUCGUGGGUUUCGCUGACAUCGACUGGUACCUCGUUCCAGGCGCUUUGAUCGUGAGCCCUUUAUGCUUGUCUUUGACGCUUGCCGGGCCGUCCCGCAUCGCUAGAAUCCCCGCAAUAGGAGUCCCGGUGGUGCGAGUUUUUCUCGGUCAAAACCAUUUUUGUCUACGACGAAGUCGUAAGAAGGAGCCAAAGAGCUCACCGGGUGAGGACGUCCAGGACGCGACCGUGACCAUGGACGUCUGUUCAGAGGCGCCCACGCCUCGAAGAUCCAGCUCUUUACAGUCGAAGGUCUAG
Messenger RNA from Symbiodinium natans, 2418 nucleotides. Lineage: Eukaryota; Dinophyceae; Suessiales; Symbiodiniaceae. The record is from the annotation of a GenBank genome assembly.